Saccostrea cuccullata (small rock oyster) is the source of this 1158-nucleotide messenger RNA. RefSeq lists its product as uncharacterized. The record is from RefSeq and is a predicted model, not a curated record. Gene Ontology annotation, biological process: DNA integration. The coding region runs from base 1 to 1158 and encodes 385 amino acids. The transcript has a single exon. Gene Ontology annotation, molecular function: nucleic acid binding. NCBI's taxonomy places the organism in Eukaryota, Metazoa, Mollusca, Bivalvia, Ostreida, Ostreidae.
AUGUCAGAUUACACGGAUUACUUAAGGCAGCUCUACUACACUCCCGGUAAACCGGGGGCAUAUGCAGGCCCUGAGAAAUUAUAUCAGGCUGUUAAAAAGGAAGGCAAAUACAAAAUUGGUAGACGGAGGAUAAGACAGUUUUUAAACAAUGAAGAUUCUUAUAGUCUGUAUAAACCUAUUCGCAAAACAUUUCCACGUUCAAAGGUGAUAGUGAACACAAUUGAUUCUAUGUGGGAUGGUGACUUGGCAGACGUCUCAAACAUUGCAUCCCAUAAUGACGGUUAUAAAUUCUUAUUAGUGCUUAUCGACAUAUUUAGCCGAUAUUUAUUUAUAAUCCCCUUAAAAAGUAAACAUCAUCAAAACAUGGUUGACGGUUUAAAAUCAGUUUUUCAAAAAGGACGAAAACCGAACACCCUUAGAACAGAUAAGGGUAGUGAAUUCAAAAAUCGUUGGGUAAAGACAUUUCUGAAAAAAGAGGAUAUAAACGUUAUGUACACUCAAAAUGAAACAAAGACAAACUAUGCCGAGAGGGUUAUUCGUACCAUGAAGAACCUAAUGUAUCGCUAUUUCAUGAAGAACCGAACAUAUCGCUUUGUGAAUGUCUUGCAAGACCUAGUGAAAAGUUACAACGAAAGACCUCACAGAUCAUUAGGGGGGAAUGCUCCAGCAAAUGUAAACCAGCAAAAUGCCGAUGAAAUUAGACUCGCGGCUUAUCUGUCAGGGAAAACAAAACCAGCACUGGCAAAAAAGGAUCCGAAUCAGCCUAAGGACUCGGGCAAAAGAAAAGUGCAAAAACGAGUGAAACCCUUUUUCAAAUUAAAAAUUGGAGAUAAUGUCAGAAUAUCACAACUAAAACACCCAUUCCAAAGAGAUUACCAGCAAAAAUGGUCAGAAGAGUUUUUUAAAGUGAGUAAAAGGUACAAAAGAGGUCAAGUACCUGUGUACAAAGUAAAAGAUUUGACAGACGACCUUAUAGAAGUUACUUUCUACGAGUCUGAGCUUCAAAAAGUCGUAAAGUCGGAAGAUGGUUCUUACAGAGUGGAAAAAAUACUUAGAAGAAGACGUCGUGGUACAACCAAGGAAGUAUAUGUAAAAUGGGAAGGAUGGCCAAAGAAAUUUAAUUCAUGGAUUCCGGAAAGUUCUCUCGAAAAACAAUAA